AGCCCCCCUCUAUAUAUUUGGACUCCAAUAAAAGAAAAAAACUCGUGUUCACUUCGUACCAGCUACUCUCACUUUCUCAGAUUUUUAUCCUCUCUCGAGAAAGUGUUUCAGAUUUUUAGCAGAGAUGACGAAGAACUACCCAAAUGUGAGCGAGGACUACAAGAAGGCUAUUGAGAAGUGCAGGAGGAAGCUCAGAGGCUUGAUCGCUGAGAAGCAUUGUGCACCUAUCAUGGUCCGCCUCGCAUGGCACUCUGCUGGAACAUUUGACUCUGCCACAAAGACUGGUGGUCCCUUUGGAACAAUGAGGUUCACCGAUGAGCAAGCUCAUGAGGCCAACAGUGGUAUCCAGAUUGCUCUUGGGUUGUUGGAGCCCAUCAGGGUGCAGUUCCCUACCAUCUCUUUUGCUGAUUUCCAUCAGCUUGCUGGUGUUGUUGCUGUUGAAGUCACUGGUGGACCUGAAAUCCAGUUCCACCCUGGAAGAGAGGACAAGCCUCAGCCACCUCCAGAGGGUCGUCUUCCUGAUGCUACAAAGGGUUGUAACCACUUGAGAGAAGUCUUUGCAAAGCAGAUGGGUUUGACUGACAAUGACAUUGUCGCUUUAUCUGGUGCCCACACUCUGGGGAGAUGCCACAAGGAUAGGUCUGGCUUUGAAGGUCCUUGGACUUCAAACCCUCUUAUUUUCGACAACUCUUAUUUCAAGGAGCUCUUGAGCGGUGAGAAGGAAGGUCUUAUUCAGCUCGUCUCUGACAAGUCACUAUUGGACGAUCCCACAUUCCGUUCUUUGGUUGAGAAAUACGCUGCUGAUGAAGAAGCCUUUUUCAAUGAUUACGCUGAGGCCCACUUGAAGCUUUCUGAGCUCGGGUUUGCUGAUGCUUGAGAUGCGACAUGUGUGGAUAUGGUGUCUCCAAGACUCGGAGGAUUCGCAUUGCAUUUGAACGUUUGUCAUUUGAUUGUUUUAUGUACUCUCGGAUUUGCGUAGCCUUUUCUUUUGUUGGGGGUCUUGUGAUUUGGACGUUGGUACGUUUUGAUUUUGCUGGUUAGACAUUCUAAUAAAUCAAUUUCUCAGCGA
Raphanus sativus (radish) is the source of this 1069-nucleotide messenger RNA. Its product is annotated as L-ascorbate peroxidase 1, cytosolic-like. Gene Ontology annotation, biological process: response to reactive oxygen species; cellular response to oxidative stress; hydrogen peroxide catabolic process. The transcript is spliced from 9 exons. Bases 125 to 877 code for a protein of 250 amino acids. Lineage: Eukaryota; Viridiplantae; Streptophyta; Magnoliopsida; Brassicales; Brassicaceae. The record is from RefSeq and is a predicted model, not a curated record. Gene Ontology annotation, molecular function: heme binding; peroxidase activity.